Messenger RNA from Laetiporus sulphureus 93-53, 513 nucleotides. RefSeq names its product EF-hand. The record is from RefSeq and is a predicted model, not a curated record. The annotation marks the transcript as partial. The transcript is spliced from 6 exons. NCBI's taxonomy places the organism in Eukaryota, Fungi, Basidiomycota, Agaricomycetes, Polyporales, Laetiporaceae. Gene Ontology annotation, molecular function: calcium ion binding.
CCCCCACCCGGCGCCGAUCCUCAGCUAUGGCGAUGGUUCAGUGCCGUGAAUACCCAUCACACCGGACAGAUUACGGUUUCAGAGCUGCAGAACGCACUUGUGAACGAGUUCGAUCUUGACACGGUCAAGAUGUUGAUGACCAUGUUUGACACUGAUCGAAGUGGAUCUAUUGGAUUUAAUGAGUUCUGCGGUCUGUGGAAAUACAUUCAAGACUGGCAAGGAGUCUUCAGACACUUCGACAGAGACCGGUCUGGGUCCAUUGAGGGAUAUGAGCUGGCCGAGGCGCUUCGCAGCUUUGGGUACAAUCUUCCUCCUUCAAUUCUCACUCUGAUAGAACAGAAGUAUGCUUCUGCACCCGUCGCCGCAGGAUAUGGUGGCCCUCCGCCUGGCAUCACUUUUGACCGUUUCGUCCGUGCUUGCGUAGCUGUCAAGUCAUUGACGGAGGCAUUCAAACGGGCCGAUACGAACGGGGAUGGUUGGGCACGGCUCAACUAUGAAGACUUCAUGAAGGUC